AUGGACGCCGAUUUAGAAAAUCAGCCGGGCCCAUCUGACGAAUUUGACCAAAGCUCCGACAACAGCGACUCUCCACCGCUGGUCAGUGCAAAGCAAUUAAAACGUGAGCGCACGGUUGAAAAAGCAAGACACACCAAGUUGAUCACAAAAAUUAAUCAACACAUCGCUGGACUGGGUAGCAAACGGGAGCUAGCAGUGCAUCGCGCGUCACUAGCCGAUCAACUAGAAGAAUGCACAGCGGCUCAUGAGCGAUACAUCAAAGCGCCAGAUUUCAACGCAAAGAAAAAAGAAGACCCAAACGACUGGAUCAGAAAAUGUGAAGCAAAAACGAUGGAAGUUUAUGGCAAAAUCGACAGAUAUAUCCGCACGCCGCGGUCCUCCAUACACUCAUCUGUCGGCGACGAAGCAGCGUUUAACAACACGUUAACAAAACAACCCGAAAAUCCAGACUCGGUCGUUGGCUCAUCAGUUUCAAAAUCGAAAGCGUCACAACGUUCCGACUCCGCCGCCAUCAUAAGCGAGAUGCAGCAACGUCUAAAUCAAGAAGCGGAGUUAAGAAGGAGCGUCGAAGAUCAACUUUCAAAAGCGACGAUAACUUUGACGCAGAUGACCCUCGAUUCCGUGAGAAUUUCUAGCGAAAUCGAACGCAACGCUGAGCUACAACGAAAAUUCCAGCAGCAAGCUGAUCAGAUGGCGAAAGAAAAAAGAGACAGCGACGAGGCCGAACUUCAAUAUCGAACUCUGGUUGAAAAAGAUAAACGAGAGACGAACGAAAAACACGAAAGGGCUAUGGAAGCCGUCGACACCCGAAUCAAACAGCUAGAAGAGCUGUCACGGCAGAAAAAAGAAGUUGAACGUUCCGAAAAAGCCGAUGCCCCGGGACAGGGAGCCAUCCAGAAAAAGCGUGUAGACUUCAGCGACCACAACACGGAAGUUACAGCUGAAGGGACCAAGGAAACGGACGACAAUGGCAACAGAGAAUAUUUGAUUCGACGACCAAUACCAAAUUUUUCUCGCGACAAACCGGAAGCUGCCAAUCCAAGUUCCAAUCCUGGCUUUUUCAACAGCAGCACCUUUGACGAUUUGAAUUUAGAUGGCGAUCAAGAUCCGUCAUUCAACCGCUACGUUCCGCCUUCCUUUGGAGCGCAAAACUAUCAGACGUCAUUCUUCCAGCCCACCGCUCCGCUUUUAUUCGGAACGCAAAACCAUAGUGCGAGAUUCUUCCAGUCCACCGCUCCGCCUUCAUUUGGAGAAGCGAAUAAAAAACCGACAGAAAAAAACGAAAGUCGGAACAGCCCGACAGUCGACUCGUCAAAAUGGUCGUUCAACAACACGAAAAGCGGGCCGGCUGCUGGCAACACCCCGAACCGAAAAUCCGUAUUCCGAAUGCCGCGACUAGAUCUUGACCCGUUCGAUGGCGAUCCAAGAAAGUGGCCGACUUUCAUCGCCAAUUUUAGAGAUUUAGUCAACGACGAUCAGGCGAUAUCAAGCACUCAAAAAAUGGCGCUUCUCCGAAGUUGUUUGAAAUCAAACAUUCAGCAGAGUCUGGGUGAUUGUCUAAACGAUCCAGCUUUGUAUGAAGCAGCGCUUGAAGAGCUCGAGUGUACAUAUGGCCAUCCUCAUCUAAUUUCAAGAACGUACAUUAGAAGCAUUCUUGAUCUUCCGAAAGUUCCGCAUUUUAACGACUAUCGAGCCCUCUUAGGAUUUUCUACGUCCCUGCGUGGCGCCGUGUCGUCGCUGAAAAAUGGCGGCUACGAAAAUGAGCUGAAUUCCGGCGGCCUACUAGAAAUAAUUCUCGACAAGCUCCCUGCUGACAUUCAAAGCAAGUGGGGGAAGAAGAUAGUAAAAGUGCACCCGCAAUUCCUGACUCUGCAAGAUUUUGUACCGUGGCUGCACACCAUCGUGAAAGCCGAAAUGGUUGUGAAGCACGCCAAAGCGUCAAAUUCUCAACCGACAGAAGGAAAAGCUGGACGACAAGACCGAAAACCGGGCCGGCAAAUUCAAAGCAAAUUGAAUUUGCCCGUCUCACCAACGAUCCUCUCGAUAUCGACCGCAUCGAACUCGAAUCCGAAACCGAAGGUUCAGAACACCGUUCAAUUCAAGAACCUAAAAGAAUGUCUUGUUUGCAACGGCAAUCACAAGCUCCAAGACUGCAAGAAAUUCUCCGAUUUAUCCGUAAUCGCAAGGAGCGACCUCAUCAAGAAAAAUGGUUGCUGUCUUCGGUGCCUUGAAAAAGGUCAUUUAGGUCGCGACUGUAGCAGCAGCAAAAAGUGUGGUGUCGACGAGUGUCAACACAACCAUCAUAGUCUCCUACAUGGCGCGCCGCGAUUAUUUCCGAAGCCGUCCGUCAGUGCGACGACCGAAAGUCCAGCAACAGCAGUGUCGACAAAGCGAAACGACAGUGGAACCGGCGGGACCGCCGGAUCGACCCAUUGCUACACCUGCGCCAUCCGCGAGAAGGACAGAUCAUGGUCCGUGCUGUUGGCCGUCGUGCCAAUCACAAUCUGGAAUGGCAAGAAAAAUCUCGACACGUUUGGACUGUUGGACCCUGGCAGCGAAGCGUCUCUUAUCUUAGAUCAUGCGGCCGACAAAAUUGGAUUGACCGGACAGGCCCAAACGAUCCGUCUGAGAACCUUCCAUGGCCAAGAUCCGGAUAUUCCGACGCGCACCGUCAACUUCGACAUUUCUCCGAGAGACGACCAAUCACGAUUCAAAACUAUGAAUGCAUUGACCGUCCCGCAAUUGAAUUUUGCAAAGAAGAAAUGCCACUGGCCCAGCGUCAAGAAAGAAUGGAAUCAUCUGGCUGAUUUAGAUUUGCCCACGUUUGACUCAGCCCUCGUCACCGUCAUUAUAGGGCGAGAUAUACGUGGUGCUCAUCGUAUUCUAGAAGAACGCUGCCACUCCGGAGACACUGGCCCAGACGCUAUUUUAACGCCAUUUGGCUGGUGCGUAGCCGGUGCAGUGCCAUCACGAGUGUUCGAGGCCUCCGAAAGAAGACCCGGGAUUUAUCAAAUCCAUUUUCAGCCAUCCGACUUAGAGUUGAGAGAAGAUAUCGCGAGGCUGUGGCAAACCGAAGCCUUCGGUGUCCAGAAACCAACUCAGCCGAUUCUCUCUCCCGAAAACCGGAAGGCGAUGGACAUCCUUGAAAAAUCUAUCCGCCACACCGGAGAGCGACAAGAAGUCGCAUUAAUGUGGAAGGAAGAAACCGCAGUGCUGCCAAACAACUAUUCGUCGGCGGUGCAGCAGCUGCAACAUUUGUCCAAGCGCUUCAAACGAGACCCAGCGUACGGCGAAAAAUAUAACAAGGUCAUUCAAGAAUACUUGUCGCUCGGCCACGCUAUUCCUGUCGAUCCGUCUGACACAGGUACGCCCGGUCGCUUGUUUUAUUUGCCACAUCAUGGUGUCACGUCCGUGAAUAAGCCGGACAAAGUCCGCGUCGUUUUCAACUGCUCGGCUCGGCAUAAUGGAAUCAGCCUCAACGACAUGCUCUACCAAGGCCCGGAUUUAUUAACCAGCCAAGUCGCAGUCCUCCUCCGCUUCCGUCAAUUCCCGGUACCGAUUGCCGGAGACAUUGAAAAAAUGUACCAUCAGGUGCAAGUUCCAGCAAGCGAUCAAUCCGCUCUUCGUUUCCUGUAUCAGGCGCCUGGGAGUAACGAACCAAUCAAAGUGUUCCAAAUGACACGACAUGUUUUCGGUGCCGUUUCAUCACCAACGACGUGCAUUUUCGCUUUGAGAAAAACCGCCGAAGAUAAUCGACAUUUUUAUCCGAAGGUUGCCGAUCUCGUGCUGUCGAACACGUAUGUCGACAAUCUACUCUACUCCGCCGAAAACGAAGAAGAAGCCAUUCGCGACGCCAAGGACUUCAAGGCCCUAUGCCUAACCGGUGGAUUUAACGUUGUACAGUGGAUGUCGUCAUCCCGCCGUGUUCUCUCGACAGUCGCUCCGUCCGAGCUCUCUCGUCCUCAUCUCGACUUUAAUUCUGAGUUGCUCCCGGUCGAAAGAGCGCUCGGCAUCCUGUUGGAUUGGGAGACCGAUCAAUUCAUGUAUCGAGUCGAACUGAAACCGGCAUCGACCAUGCGUGAAGUGCUGCAAGGUUUAUCGAAGGUCCACGACCCUCUUGGCCUCAUUGCCCCCGCCAUUUUGCCAGCCCGAAUCUUAAUGCAAGAUAUAUGGCACAGCCGGUGCGGAUGGGACGACGAGCUGGACCAAGAAUUCCGAAAAAUUUGGGCAAAUUGGACCAUCGAGCUAAAACUUCUCGAAAAACUCCGCAUUCCGCGUUGCAUCCGCCGCGUGUCCCACCCCGUUCAGCUGGAACUUCAUGCGUUCAGCGAUGCCAGCGAAAAUGGUUUUGGUGCGUGUGUUUAUCUCCGAUGUUCAUAUUCGGACGAAGACGUUAGUGUCGCCUUAGUGCUUGGCAAGGCAAGAGUGGCACCGUUGAAACAGUUAUCGAUCCCGCGACUCGAACUUCAAGGAGCUGUUUUGGCCGCUCGACUCGUCAGCACAGUCCGACAAGAAAUGAAUUUGAUGGACGUCUCAAAAACAUAUUGGACCGACUCGCAAACAGUCCUUCAGUGGAUUCAUUCGACGUCCCGUCGCUACCACGCUUUUGUAGCUCACCGAAUAACCGAAAUCGUCGACCAGUCAGUGGCAAAAGAGUGGCGACAUAUUCCGGGCGAGCUCAAUCCAGCAGACGACGCUUCGCGUGGCAUUCCAGCGUCAUCUUUAAACCCGAAACACCGUUGGUUUUGUGGGCCAUCAUUUCUCCGGAUGCCCCGCGAAAACUGGCCAGCGCCCGAACAAAUUUCCGAGCCCAGCUCUGACGAUCCAGAAGUUGCCCCGUCACGCUGGAUGGGAGCGAUUUCGAGCGAACCCAUCACCCCGCUAAUCCGCAUUGCCGAACGUGUGUCAACUAUGGACAAAUUCAAAUCAUCCGUCGGCUGGCUACGGCGCUUUGCGCGAAAUUAUUCGUCAAAGGUAAAGCUCCAAUCAACGCCCAGCUUUUUAUCCGUCCCCGAGCUCCGCACGGCAAUGACGUUCGCCUUCCGCAUCGAUCAACAACAUUAUUUCGCCCGUGAGUUGGAAUUUCUCCGCAAAAGGCGCCCAUUGCCCGUCGAUUCAAAGCUGGUACAUCAUACCCCCUUUCUCGACGUCAAUUCCGUCAUGAGAGUCGGUGGCCGUCUAGAUAGAAGCGCAUUCAACGAAGAUAUGAAGCAUCCUAUCAUCCUCCAUCACGAAAGUAAAUUGGCCCGAUUGGUUAUUCGUGAGCGACACAUUUAUCUCGAACAUUCGCGACCUGAUCGCACGCUCCACGAUGUCCGAUCGCGGUAUUACAUCCCGAAGCUGAGACGCAUUAUAAAAUCCGUCGUCGGAGAGUGUGCAAGAUGUCGGCUGUUACGCUCAAAACCAGCCCCGCCAAUUAUGGCUCCUCUUCCGUCUUACCGUCUCCGCCCGUUCACUCGACCAUUUUCCGGAACGGGAAUAGACUACUUUGGACCGAUGACCAUCACCAUGCUCCGACGAUCGUUGAAAAGAUGGGGCGUGAUGUUCACCUGUUUAACGACCAGAGCCGUCCACAUCGAACUCGCCGAAACGCUGUCGACCGACUCGUUUCUUCUCGCUUUCUGGCGAUUUGCAAAUGUACGAGGGUGCCCUGGUGUCGUUUAUAGCGACAACGGCACAAACUUAGUCGCCGGCGAAAAGGAAAUUUCCGAAGGUCUGGCGCGGUUCAAUCAAGAAAGAAUUGGAUCGAAAUUGGCGAAACGCGGCAUCGAAUGGCACUUCUCUCCUCCCGUCGCGCCGCAUUUUGGCGGUUCAUGGGAACGCCUUAUUCAGUCCGCAAAAUCCGCACUACGCAUCAUUCUCAACGGUCGGACAGCGUCCAACGAAAUUCUGCAAUCUGCCUUAGUCGGGGCAGCAGCGUUAAUGAAUGGACGCCCUCUCGAAUAUGUCCCGGUCGACCCGCAAGAUCCCAUUCCGUUGACCCCCAAUCAUUUUCUUCUCCUCGAAGCUCAUCCGAACGAACCUCUGGACGUCAUCGAUCUGUCAGAAAAACCAACCACCAAAGGAUGGAGAGCAGCUCAAGAUCUUAUCACUCAUUUCUGGCGUAGGUGGCUCCGCGAGAUCGUCCCGAAACUUAAUUCUCGAUCAAAAUGGACAGCGCCGAAUCGAAAUAUCGCUGUCAACGAUAUUGUCUUGAUUGUUGAUCCAGCCACUCGAAGAGGUGAGUGGCCGCUCGGCCGCGUCCACGAAGUCUUUCCCGACCUCAACGGCACCGUUCGCUCCGCAUCCGUCGCUAUUUGGUCCGGAAAAGGCACCGAAACGAAACUUUGGACCCGAGCGGCUCAUCAGCUGUGUGUGCUGGAAACCGAAGAACGCGAUGUUUCGGACAUCCGAAACAGGGCCGGCUGUGUUACGGAUGGAAAUUUGACACCUCAGCGCCCUUAGGGCACCGAAAUUCCCAUCCCGGGACAAAGCGGUCCAGACCACAGGCAGUGGCAAUUCCGACACCGUAGAGCUAAUAUCUCUCCCGAUUCUCGAUCCGAGACAAUUCAAGCUCGUUUUGUAUCGAACUCAUUUUCUCAAAUUGUACUCUUUCGUGUCAAUACAAAAGUGCUAAUUUUUCCCCCCACACUGAUCACUCGAAUUUAUCGACCCGUUAUUUCGC
Molecule: messenger RNA, 6664 nt
Organism: Daphnia pulex (common water flea)
Lineage: Eukaryota; Metazoa; Arthropoda; Branchiopoda; Diplostraca; Daphniidae
Exons: 1
Coding region: 1-6444 (2147 amino acids)
Biological process (GO): DNA integration
Molecular function (GO): zinc ion binding; nucleic acid binding
Source: RefSeq, a predicted model, not a curated record